AUGCCUGCAUCCUGGUCUACUGCCGAGCUGGGAGUUCUGUAUCCCGGGGAUCAGCCGGUCCAUCUUCGAUAUCUCGACACAUCCGGUGACAAAACGGAUAGUUCCAACACCAUCAUCGCAUUGCAUGGUGUUGGCUUCAACUCGAACAUUUGGAACCGAUGGAUCCCACUCUUGGCUGACACGCGGUUGAUCGCCCUGAAUCGUCGUGGUUAUUCUGGAUCAGGACCUAUCCAUCAGCCAACCGGAACGACACCGCAAGACCCUACCGAGCCAUGGGGACGAUAUGUCCUCGAUCUGGUAGCCUUCAUCAAGUAUACCGCAGAGGUACUCAAGGUUCCCCCAAAGAGGAGCGACGGGACGGGAGGGAUCGUCUUGCUGGCAUGGUCGAAAGGCAACGGCCCGGCCAUCUCAUUUCUAGGCCUGCUUUCCCAAGGCAUCACGCCCCCUUUUGAACUGAACGGAAUUCCCCGAUCUGCGUUUGAACCAUACAUGGACGUGAUCAAAUCCCAUCUGAAGAGCGUGAUCCUGUUCGAGCCGCCCGGGGUGCUAGUCGGGAUCCCCCUGCCAGAGUCUAUCAGCGGGUUGUGGAAUAUGAACACCCCGCCGGAAGAGAGGGCCAAAGUGUUCAUGGCAGGCUGUAUCGGCUCGUUGCCGGAAGACGCUCAGCCAUGCGCGCAGCAAGCGGCUGCCAUUGGGGACACGCUCGCCACGGGGCUGGAUGGGGACAUCAUGCCUGCCCAAGAUAUGAAAGUUGUUGCACAGAUGGCGAAGAUCGCGCUGGAGAACAUCCCCCCUUGGCUCUCGGUGGGCUUGAUAUACGGAACCGGGACUUGGGAGACAUGUACCGACUGUGCGGCAUGGAUCACCCCUCUCUGGAAUGGGAAACCAAAUACUGCGAUCAAGAUCUUGCAAGGGACGGGCCAUUUUCUCAUGGCGACAGAUCCUGAGGUGUUCAACACCGCUGUGGGGGGUAUGAUGAAGCAGCUUGAGGGGCUAGCACAGAAUCCGCGGUCUGCGUGAAAGAGGGGUUUGAUGUAGGAUGUAUUGGGCUGCAAUACGUAUGACGUAUGACU
Dacryopinax primogenitus is the source of this 1073-nucleotide messenger RNA. RefSeq lists its product as uncharacterized. Bases 1 to 1020 code for a protein of 339 amino acids. The record is from RefSeq and is a predicted model, not a curated record. The transcript is spliced from 4 exons. Lineage: Eukaryota; Fungi; Basidiomycota; Dacrymycetes; Dacrymycetales; Dacrymycetaceae.